Messenger RNA from Salarias fasciatus (jewelled blenny), 1996 nucleotides. Its product is annotated as plasma membrane calcium-transporting ATPase 1-like. Lineage: Eukaryota; Metazoa; Chordata; Actinopteri; Blenniiformes; Blenniidae. Gene Ontology annotation, biological process: regulation of cytosolic calcium ion concentration. Gene Ontology annotation, molecular function: PDZ domain binding; P-type calcium transporter activity. The coding region runs from base 29 to 1042 and encodes 337 amino acids. The transcript is spliced from 5 exons. The record is from RefSeq and is a predicted model, not a curated record. Gene Ontology annotation, cellular component: intracellular membrane-bounded organelle; plasma membrane.
GCAGGACUCCCCUCUGAAAGCGGUGCAGAUGCUCUGGGUCAACCUCAUCAUGGACACUCUGGCGUCUCUGGCUCUGGCCACCGAGCCGCCCACCGAGUCUCUGCUGCUCCGCAAACCGUACGGCCGCGACAAGCCGCUCAUCUCCAGAACCAUGAUGAAGAACAUCCUGGGCCACGCAGUGUACCAGCUCGUCAUCAUCUUCACUCUGCUCUUUGCUGGCGAGACGUUCUUCGACAUCGACAGCGGCCGUAACACUCCCCUGCACUCCCCACCGACUGAGCACUACACCAUCGUGUUCAACGUCUUCGUCAUGAUGCAGCUCUUCAACGAAAUCAACGCCAGGAAGAUCCACGGAGAAAGGAACGUCUUCGAGGGAGUCUACAGGAACCCCAUCUUCUGCAGCGUUGUGCUGGGAACCUUCAUCCUGCAGAUCAUCAUCGUCCAGCUUGGAGGGAAACCGUUCUCCUGCACGGCUCUGACUAUCGACCAGUGGCUGUGGUGUGUGUUCAUUGGCGUGGGAGAGCUGCUGUGGGGACAGUUGAUCUCGGCCAUUCCCACACACCACCUGAAGUUCCUGAAGGAGGCGGGCCACGGCAUCACGAAGGAGGAAAUCCACGAGGAGGAGCUGACGGAGGGCGCAGACGAGAUCGACCAUGCCGAGAUGGAGCUGAGGAGAGGCCAGAUCCUCUGGUUCAGAGGUUUGAACCGCAUCCAGACGCAGAUUAAGGUGGUGAACGCGUUCCGUAGCUCCCUGUACGAGGGGCUGGAGAGCCCAGAGUCCCGUAGCUCCAUCCACAGCUUCAUGGCCCAUCCCGAGUUCGUGCCCCUGUCCGAGAGGAGGCUCGCAUCCCCACCAUCGAGGAGACCGGAGACGAGAUCGACCCCCUCCCCAGCUCCUCGUCUGGGGCCAGUGGAGGAGGGGAGCCGCCCCGCGCCUUCCCCCACGGCCAUGAGUCAUCCAUCUGAGCUCCUCCCUCCUCCUCCUCCUCCUCCUCCUCUCCUCCUCCUCUUCAUCAGCAUCUUCUGUCACCCCACCAACUGAACUGUCACUGAGGAGGGAAGUCAUGACUCUGCUCGUCCCCUCAUCCUGCACAUGCUUCACGUUGUGUCCACCCCCACCCACCCCCCCUCGGUCAUUCCUGCCACGUUGUGUUUUCAUAGCGACUGUGGCGUGGUUCUGCCUGUAAGUCUCGUCCUCCACCGCCUCCACACGGGGUGGAGUCCAUCGUCUUCGCCGUGGAUCGCCUGUCCUCGUCCAUUCAUGGCUUUGUUUUUUGUUUUUGUUUUUUUACUUGACGAUACCUUUGAAGAAGCUUUUAAAAGUUGUUGAGCUUAAUUUUGCGGGACUCACAGCAGCAUGUUGUGUUUCCUUUACUCGCUUUCAUUCCUGCGUCGUCGAAAAGCAGCACCGAACUUUGCGAGUGCAGCAAUCCUGAUGUACAUACGCUUCUGCUCUUCUUCACAGCUAUAAGCCGGGUUUGGUGAUCAGAAAGAAGAUUUUUAGGCAAAUGCAAAAUUGUAACCCUUUUAUUUCCUUGUUUUUUCCCCUUGUUGUUGUUUUUUUUUUUUAAAGAACACUUUAAGGAAUGUUUAAUGGAUAGAUGAUUCAGACUCCUGAGAAUGUCUUGUGAGUGUGACACUACAGUCUUCAAGGUUAAACUGUUUAAAAAAAAGAUGUUCUUCCCUUUAUCAUGUCUAUAUGUGUUGUUUUGUGUUUUUUGGUUUUGUUUUUGUUUUUGCUGCUGUGUUGCAUGUGGAAGGACCGAAGGUUUCUCACCCUGGAAACCCCGGACGCGGCGGUGUCCCGAGAGCGCUCUCUUUCACUGGGUGUCUGGCUUCAUCUCAUCCAGUCAGGUUCUGGUUUCUCUCUGCCCCCCCCCCCCCCCCCCCCUCUCCCCCUCACUUACUCUAGUAGGAUGCAUGUUUUGUUUCUGUCGUGUUGAGUCGCAUGAAAACUUGGGAAUGAAUACUUGGGUUUCCGUUUUUGACGACCACG